Messenger RNA from Centruroides sculpturatus (bark scorpion), 2268 nucleotides. RefSeq names its product chymotrypsin-2-like. The transcript is spliced from 7 exons. NCBI's taxonomy places the organism in Eukaryota, Metazoa, Arthropoda, Arachnida, Scorpiones, Buthidae. Gene Ontology annotation, molecular function: serine-type endopeptidase activity. Bases 594 to 1400 code for a protein of 268 amino acids. Gene Ontology annotation, biological process: proteolysis. The record is from RefSeq and is a predicted model, not a curated record.
AGCAAAUUUAUCCGGGACCAUGGCGUCUUUGACAUCGUUUCAUUAUCAUGUGAACAAGUAAAGAACUCUAUUUCUUAAAUUUUGUUUAUUAACAUUUUUGCAAGGAUUUCAAUCGAUCUAAACAGAAUAAACAUGCCCACCAGUGGCCAAAUGGAUAAAACCAUUGAACACUGAAAGUGAAUUCGCGCCUGGCCAACGGUCUGGCCACGUGGAGUUUUCCGGAUUUUCUCCGUUUUCUCGUGUUUGUAACUCUUAAAUAGGGACCAGUUUCCCAUAAAAGACAAAAUGUACAGCAACAUGCGGAUUGCACAAAAAGCACAUAAUCCGGCAUUCACGAUAAUCUGGCAUUACUGUAAUGGGAUUAACGAACUUCUCCUGUUUAUUUAUUAGUUUGGAACUUUCAAUUUUUAAAUAUUUGGUUUAUUUAACACUGCGGUAAACAGGACAACGUGUUACAAACAUAAUAUUGUAUUUAUAUUUGUUGAACAAAUUAUCUAGUAUAAUAUUUCGCAUGGCUGAAAUUUAAAUAAUACAUUACUGUAUAACACAGCGAAAACAAUAUAAUAUAAUUUCGCAGAUAAUAUCUUGUAAAGAUGGAAUAUUUUUUCAGACUAAAAAAUACUUUUGUAUUCAUGUAUUUAAUCUACUGUUUUAAUGUCUCUGCCACUGUGAAUGGAACUCAUUCAACAAUUACGAAAAGAAUAGUUGGAGGUACUGCGGCCAAAAAUGGCGAAUUUCCGUACAUAAUGUCUAUUUUCCAUUUGAAAAGAUAUCGUGGUGCAUUUUCCAUGAUUACUACACAAACGGCAAUUGGCGCAGCUCAUAUGUUAUAUGGAAAUGCCGUCGAAGAUCUUGAAGGAAGAAUAUGCGAUGUUAAUAAAUUCAAUGGAAAAUUAGUUUACUUCGAUAGAAAAGUCUUACAUCCAGACUUCCAACGAACAAAUAUUAAUGAUAUUGGCCUUUUAAUUUUGAAUCACUCUAUUUGUGAUUUGUGUGAUAUUAAUCCAAUUGCAUUACCGGCUAGACGGAGAUCAUUUGUACGCGGGUAUGCGAAAAUGGUGGGUUGGGGAUGGAUAGGACCAAACCGUAGAGAUAAAACAAUAAAUCUUAUUGUCGCUGACGUACGAUUAAUCGAUCCGAGACCAUAUAAAUAUUUUUUUAACAUUACUCUGACCGGUAAAGAGAUUCUAACGAAAACACCAGGAAUUCGUGCUAUGCCCGGUGAUUCGGGUUCUCCAUUAAUUUACACAGAUGACUGCGGUAAUCAACUCCUUAUUGGAGUAAUGAGUGGAGGCGUUCAUGAUGACGAAGAAGCUCCUGACAUUUUCGCAUCCACUAGUGCAUAUUAUCAUUUCAUUAAAGAAAACUCUGUGGGCGAACCCAUAUUUUUAGAUGAGUAACGUUAUAAAUGGAAUGAUAAAGAGAUAGAGUAAUAAAAUAAUAUCUAGAAUUUUUUGUCUGUCUGACUUCUAGCAUUUCUUAAUAAGCAGCAACAUAGUUCUAACACCUUCCUCCUAAUAAUGGAUCUCUUUGUCAAAUUUCCCAUCAGUGGCCGUGUAGAUUAAAAACAUUGGAGGCCCACCAGUGGCCAAGCGGUCUUCGUUCCCUGAACAUUGGGAGUUCGAUCGUGGGUUCGCGCCUCGCUCGGACGGGCUGGUCACGUGGAGUUUUCAGGGUUUACUCCACGUCUGUAACAUUUAAAUAGGGGCCAGUUUCCCUUGAAAGAGCUCCCGGAAGGCAGAUCGCCCAAGUGUUGCGUUGCCAUAACUAAACAAACAAACAGAACAUUGAUCGUGAGUUGGGAGUCCAGGUGUUGUCUUUACCUGUCUACAUCUAAAGAGGGGCAAGUUUCCGUUAAAAACCUCUCUCGUGAGGCAUCUUUUUUGUGGAAAAUCGCUUAUGUCUUACCUUACACCAGUGUUUCCCAACCUUUUUUGUGCUAUGCCCCACCUAAGCCUUUCUAAAAUUCUCAUGCCCCCCAAACAUAUACAGUGGCUAUACCAGGCAUGGCCAACAUACGGCCUGUCUAACGAAUUUAUGUGGCCCGCGAUUAAUCUUUCAAUAUUAGCUACUCAAGUCCGAAUAGCUCGAUGAAAAAUUCUGAUGCCUAAAAAAAAAAAAAAAAAAAUAGGUCAACAACUCAUUUUCAAAUUGCCCCCCUUAACAAUCGAAUUGCCCCCUUGUGGGGCGUGGGCCCCACAUUGGGAAACACUGCCUUACACCGUGAGAAUUACAGUAAUAAAAACAUUAUAGAAUUGAGCAGUAUAG